AUGCAAGAAAGCCCGAUCCAUAAAUACUCUUGCGAGACAUGCUCGGAGACAUUUGAAAGUCCAAAUGAUGUACAGAAACAUUUGUCAACCACAAGACACAAGUCAGUGAGGCUAUUGCCACUUGAUGAAAUAUUGGAAUGUGAGGAAUGUUCCGACUCCAACAUUCACCAGCUCGCUAUCCUACGCUAUGGACUCAAUGAUAUGGCUUUAUUGUGUCAGCUGUGCUUGGAUAAUACAACUAAAGACAGUGGAGAAGAACCAACAGCCAAGUAUACUCUAUCAAAUGGUGCUCUAUUUGGUAAAUUGUCCCAGUACAUCAAGUUUAGAAACAUUGCAUGCGCUCUGUGUGGAAGAGAUGACGACCUAUACGUUGCAAAUACCCCUAAAGGACAAAUUAUAAGUUGCAAGGAGUGCUUACUGAAACACCAGUCUCAAGAUGUUAACUUUGUGAGCGAAAACGAUGAUAAGUUUUUGACAGAGCUUUUGGGAUUGAAAGAGGUUAUCAUUAAGAACAAGUCCUUAGGAGGGAGAGGAGGGAGAGGGGGUAGAAGAGGAGGUAAAAGAGGAGGUAAAAGAGGCGGGAGAGGAGGCAGAUCAGAUGGAGGUAGUAGAAGAGUUAAAAAGGAGGAUCCUGAAGCCGAAUCGCGAAGACAGCAUUACCAAGAAUCAAAACAGUUUGCCAGUGAUGUAAAGUCUGGAUCCACUGUGAAAGCAAUUGGGGCAGGUUCCAUUGGAAACAGUCUGGUAAAGCCUCAAAAUGGAAGAGGAGCUGGUUCGAAAGACUCUAUAGGUAGACCUAAUGCAAAAAACGGGCAUAAAGCCUCUACAGGGAAGGAGGUUUCUAAGCAAGAUCACAAUGCAAGAAACAAUGCAAGAAACAAUGCAAGAAACAAUACAAAGCCUAAGACUGAUUCAAACAACUCGUUGAAAUCAGCCUCAAGUAAAGCAGGGAAUUCCAAAAACUCAAAGAAAGACAAUAAGAAUGAUUCAAAAGCUGCUUCCUCCGUCAAGGCUCAAAGACCAGCCGAGAAUGAUUCGAAUGGAAGUAAGUCAAAGAAACCUUCACCAAGGGGUAACAAACAGGAGCCUUCUUCAAAACAAAAAGUGUCCCAGAAACAAGAGCGUGAUAAUGGUAGCAAAGUUGUCAAGCCAAACAAAAUACAAUCGAAGGAAAAAACUCCAAGUCGUCAAAAUUCGCCUGCACCGAUGUCUGAAUUGGUAUUACCUUCCUAUAUAACAAAAUACCAUCCUUCACCAAAGCUCAAGCUUUCUUAUGACAAUAUUGAUGAGUAUUUCCGUGAAAUGAGUUUCAAUGUCUUCUUGGAAGACCAGCUCACCAAUGUGCUGAACAUAAUUGAACCACAAGAUCUCAUUAUCGAAUGGUACCAGGAUCAAGAUAAGAAAAACAACCAAUUCAAAGUCAGUAUCCCCAUGAAACCGGAAGUUAUGGAUAGAUUUUUGUCAGAUAGAUUCAAAAAAUUGAAGAAAGACCCUUUUCAGAAAGAUCAAGCAAUGUUUUUAAUCUUGAAUGAUGAAAUUCCUUGGUAUGGUAAAGUGGCCACUGUUGAUGGAGUCAAAUCGGGCAAGAACCGGAAAACAGCCAAGGUUAGUCAUGUGGAAAUGGUCAUUGUUCUUUACAAAUGGAACAAUCAACCCUUACCCAAGACAGUCCACGCACAACAUUUGAAACUUUUACCAGCAUCAGUUCCCGUUAGCCGAAUUUUCAAUGCCAUGGAUGGCCUCACAAACCCAAGUUUCAUCAAGAUGUUGUUGGGUAAGGAACCUAUUAAGCAAAUAUUCUUCAAUAAUAGAGUCAAUUUCUCAUCAAACUUGAAUGAUUCACAAAAAGCGGCUAUCCAAUCAGUAUUGAAUAACAGAAUUAGUGUUGUCCAAGGUCCCCCAGGAACAGGUAAAACCUCUGCCAUUUAUGAAACUUUGAUCCAAUUGCUCGAGUCUUUGAACACGUACCCGAUUUUGGUAGUUGCGGCUUCAAAUAUUGCCAUUGACAACAUUGCCGAAAAGUUGUUGCCCAAACAUGGCAAACUGAUUUUGAGAAUCACUGCAAAUGAGAAGGAAAGAGAGUAUAAUAAGUCACACCCAUUGGCUAGUAUUUGUUUGCAUCACAAGAUAUACGAUGCAAUGUCAAUGAAGCAUCAACAAGUGCAGAAUGACUUGAAGCGUGGUACAGGGGUGAUUAGUGCCAACGCUUACAAACAAUUUAUGCAAGAGAAAUUUCAAAUCACCAAGCAACAAGUUGCCCAGUCAAAAGUUAUUUUAACCACCACAGUUGUUGCUGGUGGAAACCAAUUGAAAUCACUUUCGAAAUGCCCCGUUGUGAUUAUGGACGAAGCAACUCAAUCAUCAGAGCCAAGUACUUUAAUCCCAUUAGCUGUUCCAGGAGCUGAGAAGUUUGUUUUUGUGGGUGAUCAAAAGCAAUUGAGUUGUUUCUCCUUGAUUCCAAGUUUAUCAACAUCAUUAUUUGAAAGAGUAUUAUUGAAUGGGACAUAUAAAUCACCGCAUAUGUUGAAUACACAAUAUCGUAUGCACCCAGCAAUCAGUGAAUUUCCCAGAAAUAGAUUCUACAAUGGUGCAUUAAAGGAUGGUAUUGAUGCUAGUGCAAGACAAAUGGAUGGUAUUCCUGAAACUCCGGUGUAUUUCUGGAACACCAAAGGGAAUGCAAGAGAACAAUCAGUUCGAAAUUUACUUCGUGAAGAUAGAGGUUAUACCUACACCAAUAGAGAUGAAGUAUCCUAUAUUAAACAAGUAUUGAAAACCUUGAUUAUUGAAAAAGGUAUACAUAGAGAUAAUAUUGGUGUGAUAACACCUUAUUCAGGUCAACGUGAUUUGAUCUCAUCAAUAUUAGUCAGAGAUGAUAUAAUCAAUCCUACCAAUGAAGAGUUGCAAGUCGAAAUUGAUAUUGAUGAUAUUACCAACGACUCUAAGCCAGUGAACAUUCACAUAGUCUCGGGUAUUAUGAUUGCUUCGAUUGACGCAUUUCAAGGAAGAGAGAAAGAUUUUAUGAUUAUGUCAUGUGUUCGGUCAAAUAAACAAGGCACAAUCGGGUUCUUGAAGGAUGAAAGGAGAUUGAAUGUUGCACUUACUAGAGCCAAAUACGGGUUGAUUAUGGUGGGUGAUGUUGAAUGUUUGAAAAAGGGAGAUAAAUUGUGGAAAGAAUACAUGGAGUACUUGGAAAAUAAAGAAUUGAUACACGGUGAAGACCAGUUUAAAUAUUAA
Molecule: messenger RNA, 3234 nt
Organism: Lodderomyces margitis
Lineage: Eukaryota; Fungi; Ascomycota; Pichiomycetes; Serinales; Debaryomycetaceae
Product: RNA helicase
Exons: 1
Coding region: 1-3234 (1077 amino acids)
Biological process (GO): nuclear-transcribed mRNA catabolic process, nonsense-mediated decay
Cellular component (GO): cytoplasm
Molecular function (GO): RNA helicase activity
Source: RefSeq, a predicted model, not a curated record